UCUCUCUCUCUCUCCUCAAUCUUUCUUUCUCGUAGGGUUUGGGCCUUUCACAGAUGACCCUUCUCUUCUUUCCCCCCAACAAAGGUUUCUUGAGGCUGAGAGCAUCCGGGUGUUUUUCUGGCCAUAUGUCGGAGUUAAUUGAUAUAGCUCUUUGUGUGGAUUGGUUGAACUGGCUAGAACCUGACAUGUCGAUGAAGGUCCUCACUUAUUUGGACAGCAUGAAGGAUCUUGUUCAAGUUAGUGCUGUCUCGCGCACUUGGCGUCGUUUUGUGGUAGAAAAUGGUCUGUGUAAGAACCUGUGCUUAAGAAUGUUUCCUCAGUUAUCUAAAGCUGCUCAUGUGAUUGAGUUACACAACCCUGAUGGCAAAGAGGAUGCAGACAUUGGAUCUAGCAAUUCAAAGGAAUGUGACAGGUUGGAAAGGGAGCAUAGAGUCUAUGCGUUUCUAGCUCAUGCUUGUGAAUCUUUCCCGGCUCGGGAUUGCAUUUCAGAGGCAAUCAGUGCUUCCAGCACUGACAAUUAUCCAGAAGAAAGCAUCCACCAUACUCUACACCCGAGUAAUAUGUUUGGAAGAAGAGCUUCGUACUGGUCAAGUAAAGGCCAAAAGAACCCUGCAGUUCCUGAGAUGCUGACAUACAAGUUGAAGUCUGAUUUUGUUAUAGUUACUGAAAUUAACAUUCAUCCUUUCCAAGCUUACUUCCAGCAUGGAGAACCCAUAUACUCUGCUAGUGGUGUUCGAUUUCGCAUGGGGCAUGCCAAAUUCCCUAUUACUGUAGAGUGUGACCCCAUGGAAGAAUCAUGCGAUGGUGACAGGUUUGAGUGGACUUACACAUCACAAGUGUUCCCAAUGACUCAGGAAAACCGCUUGCAGAUGUUUAAGCUCCCAGAACCAGUCCUGUGCUUAGGUGGAAUUUUGCAGAUUGAGUUAGUCGGGAGGGUUCAGAAACAAGAGAUGGAUGACCUGUUCUAUAUAUGCGUGUCACAUGUUCAAGUCAAGGGGAAGACACUAGAACCUGCAUUUAGUGUUGAAACAAAUGUACCAUCUGGAUCAUUUGUGUUGAAGAGAGAAACCAAGUUCAACCAACCAAGCUCACCUGAGAACGAGUCCAAUGUUAUCUCCACUGGUGAUUUGGAGAGACACGUUGGAGAAAUGCUGCCCAUACUGCGUGGGAAUGUAGAAUGGGGUGAAGCGGAUUAUGAGACAGAUGAGGAGUUCUUUGCGUAAAGUAGUUAUGAAAUUAUGUUUUUUUAUUUUUCAAUCCUUUAAAAUCUCAGCCACUAUCCUGCUUUGAAUUGGAUAGAAGUCCCAUCUGUGGUUACUUUUCUCAAGUGCUAUGGACUCAUACUGUGAGUGAGUGGUAGUAUUAUAAACUGUUGGUGUAGCUAUCUACCUGAGGUCCUAAAUGUUGUACAAGUAAUAGAUGUCAUAUGAAAAGUAUUCAUCUUUAGAACCAGUUUGAUGAGGCUCUGGGUUUUGGGAGGUACCUAACAAUCCUGAAAAGUCAUAUUCGAUUCUUUUCUUCAA
Messenger RNA from Argentina anserina (silverweed cinquefoil), 1523 nucleotides. Its product is annotated as F-box protein At4g00755. The coding region runs from base 54 to 1223 and encodes 389 amino acids. NCBI's taxonomy places the organism in Eukaryota, Viridiplantae, Streptophyta, Magnoliopsida, Rosales, Rosaceae. Gene Ontology annotation, molecular function: protein binding. The transcript has 6 exons. The record is from RefSeq and is a predicted model, not a curated record.